Messenger RNA from Sarcophilus harrisii (Tasmanian devil), 13058 nucleotides. RefSeq names its product polycomb group ring finger 3 (gene PCGF3). The record is from RefSeq and is a predicted model, not a curated record. The coding region runs from base 455 to 1183 and encodes 242 amino acids. Gene Ontology annotation, cellular component: PRC1 complex. The transcript has 12 exons. Lineage: Eukaryota; Metazoa; Chordata; Mammalia; Dasyuromorphia; Dasyuridae. Gene Ontology annotation, biological process: regulation of transcription by RNA polymerase II.
UCCUCGCUCGGCUGGGCUCGGGCAUUUCCGCCUCUUUGUUUUAAACUCCGGACGGAUUUUUUUUCCUCCUUUUCGGGGGGACCCGGAGGGAGCGGCGCCCCCUCCCCCUCUCCCCCUCCCCGCGCGGCCCCCGCGCGCGGCCCCGCCGAUCGGCGACUCGCAGCUUGGGAAGCUGCACAAAAUCAUAAGGCUGAGUGAAGUGGAACACUGUCAGAAGUAUUUUUACAAGUAAAAUGAAGACUAGUUUUUAAAGUUUCCAAAAUGUAGCAUGAGAUUCCAGUCUGUCUGCUAGAAAAUGGAAAAUAAACAAGGGACUGAGGAAAGGAGCAAGGGUGAAGAGCCAGAAUACAAACUAAGACAGACUACCCGGGAUAACAGAGUAAAGCCAGUAGCAUAAAAACCCAAUGAGAAGACAAACUGAAGACAAAGAAAACAUCUAGAAGAGACACCAAAGAUGUUGACCAGAAAGAUUAAGCUUUGGGACAUAAAUGCCCAUAUCACAUGUCGCCUGUGCAAUGGAUACCUAAUUGAUGCUACAACUGUAACGGAGUGUUUGCAUACCUUCUGUAGAAGUUGCCUGGUAAAGUAUUUGGAAGAAAAUAACACUUGUCCUACGUGUAGAAUUGUUAUUCAUCAGAGUCAUCCGCUGCAAUACAUUGGUCAUGACAGGACAAUGCAAGAUAUUGUUUACAAAUUGGUACCAGGCCUCCAAGAAGCGGAAAUGAGGAAACAGAGAGAAUUCUAUCACAAAUUAGGCAUGGAAGUGCCUGGAGACAUCAAAGGAGAGACUUGCUCUGCAAAGCAGCACUUAGACUCACAUCGGAAUGGUGAAACAAAAGCCGAUGACAAUUCCAACAAAGAAACAUCAGAAGAAAAACAAGAAGAGGAUAAUGACUAUCACAGAAGUGAUGAACAGGUAAGCAUCUGCCUGGAAUGCAAUAGCAGCAAAUUACGUGGAUUGAAACGAAAAUGGAUCCGCUGCUCAGCACAGGCAACAGUCUUGCAUCUAAAGAAGUUCAUUGCCAAAAAACUUAAUCUUUCAUCUUUCAAUGAGCUGGAUAUAUUAUGCAAUGAAGAAAUUCUUGGCAAGGACCACACACUCAAGUUUGUAGUUGUUACUAGAUGGAGAUUUAAGAAAGCACCUCUCCUGCUACAUUACAGACCCAAAAUGGACUUGCUGUAAGAGACCUUUAGUGUCCUUUGGGACAGAGUUUUUUGCAGAGACUAUCACCAAGCACCUUCUCAGUGCAUCACUUAACUCACAUCACAUGACCCAGUAGAAUUGUUCUGGAGGACCAGUGAUCUCACAGCACACCAUACUUCAGAAUCUUUCUUCUGGGUGACGUGGGAACCCGAUUUCUGAAAGAGAAUAUUUAUACCUUUUGUACGAAAAAAGAAUUCACAACUCAACAAGACACUACCAGCACUAAGUUUACAGAUUAUGAAAACACUUCACAGUUUUAUGUAGCUGAAUAGCAUUCGUCUCUUUGCUGCGAUUUCACAAGACAGAUUAAUAAAUGUAAUAGUGAUAUAAAUGUCACUUUCCUGACACCAAAUUACUUUUGCUUGCUUACCAUGUCUUGAAAAGUGGAGUUAAUUUCAGUAUAUUUUAUGAAUUUGAUUUCAUUGUUUGCCUCAAUAUUUUGGCUUUCAUCCAGUCCUUCCAAAGCCACUGCAAAUCCCUUUUGGUGGUGAUUGACUAUAUUUAUGUUGCCUUUAACUUCCUGAAGACUUAGAAGAUUUUUAUUAAAAUUUUAUUUAAUAGCAUAUCAAUAGGGAAUUCCAUUAAUUUUAUAAUUUAAUCAUGGCAUUAAAGUUUCCAUAUUAAAUAAAAGGAAGAUAAUAGUUCCCCAAAUUUGCCUCUAUAUUUUACUAUAUAGCAUAAAAUAUCAUCAGAUCACUUAACAAAAAUAAUCACAAGUGCUUAAUAUGUUACUUGAACUUAUUUUAAGGUAGACGUGUCAUACAGACUUAGAGCUUGCAGAAAUCUAUUCUUAUUUGGGAGGUAACUUUUGUUUUAAAAAUGUAUCACUAGUCAUGAAGACAGUGCAAUAGAAAUUUUUUCGUUCUUAGAGCUGAGUGUUAUGUAUUGCUUUUAGCAGUUUUAACAGUGGCUUACAGAAAAAUUCUAAUUUUUCUUUAAUCAUUUCUAUGAAAAAAAUUAUGUAAUGUGUUGAUAUCAUUAUUGUCCACUUUCCCCUCCCCGUCCCUCCUUCCCCCAUUCCCCCCCUUCAUUUCACAUAUGCUUUAGCAAUCCAGAGACAUGAUGGCAUUCUUUUUGUUAUUUAGAGGCCUGAUUUAAUUGAUAGUGUUUGAGUAGUGACUACAAAGUUGAGGAGUUAAAGCUUCAUUGAGGUCUUAGCUUGAGUUAGUAGCUAUCAUGCUGGAAGAAAGUAAAAACAAAACACCUCCUGAAGGCUGUACCCAGCUACACAAAGGGGAAGUAGAGAAAUGAGGCAAUUUCUGUCCAUUUUAGGCCAAACGAGGCCAAAAUUUUAAUUUGAUUUGCCCACAUAAUUGCCUUCGUUCUUUGCUUUGUGUUGUAUGCCUGUGUGCCCAGCCUAUAUUCUCUAAGGUAAAUGUUAAAUCUAGAAUGAUUUCUGCAAGCUAUACAAUAUAACUGCUGAGUGAUAUAGAAAGAGAUGAAAAGGGACUCAGAAUGAAUCCUAAUCAUUCUUGACCCAUAGAAGUUGCUUUUCCACUUGUUAAGCUGAGAAUCCCAGUCAGCAUAUGGUUUUGUUAAACCCUUUCUUCUCCAAAAUGUGGGUAUCUUUGACUUUAUACAGAAUAGUAUCCCCUAUUUGCCAACACACAUUGUUCUUUGAGACAGUGAAUGGGAGUAUGAUUAAGUAAGAAUGAAAAUGGAGCCAUUUACUGAAGUAAUCUAAGCUGAAAUUACCAAGUGAGCCCCCCAGAUGCAGUUUUGGACACAUCCCUCUGUCCUUGCUCCUCCUUUCUGUUAUAUUAUGAACUGGAGAAAUCCAAAUUUAAAAUGAACCAUUAAUGCCAUCAGCUGCAGAGAACCUGGAGAGCUCGUCCGGUUCACCCUUCUCAUUCAGUAGUAGCAGACUGAGGCUGGAUCCAAGGAGAGCCCGUUUUCCUUGGAUGUUUGGUCUAGCAGGUGUCAUUGGCAGUGCUGGCACUUGGGAACCUGUAGCUCCCUCGCCAUUUAUUUCUUUGCUGGCUGAGUUCAUGAUUUCAUUAUUGAAGGUAAUAUGAAAUUGGACUCCUUCAUAUGUCUUUUUUUUUUCCUUCCCAUUUCAUAUUUUAUAUGCAUGAAAUGGAAGGAAUUAAUAGUUAAUGCAACUUCAUUCUUAGCUACAAGAACAGCUAAUUAAAUUAAUUCAAUGCAUUUGACCAUAAAUAAGGCAAUUAAAAACCUAAACACAAAAGUAUUAAUUCAGACUUUUAAAAUCAACUUCUUUAUAUAAACUAGUUAAGUUCACUUGUAGUACAGUUUGAAUUGUUGACUUACCCAAGUUCAUAGCCUGAUACCCCAUCCAAAUCAGAUUUACCAUGUGAGGGUUUAAUGAUUAGAUAUGUGUAUAUAUAAUAAAUGUUACCUGUCUACCUCAAAAUACAUAAUCUGCUGAAGCAUUCUGCAAGACGAGAAAUUACUGCAAUGCAAUUCUAAGCAAAACAUUUAAAACUUGGGUAGUUUCCUGUGUGAUGAAACUGAGAAAGGAUUAAACAGUAUCGACAUGCAAAUUCAGAUGAAAAAUAAUUCACAGUCAGUUGUAACUUGGCCUCAUAACAAUCUGCAUUAUACAUACAUAUUUGUAAGUUUGUAACUAUCUUUAAAUCACUUGAAUUUGCUAUGGUGCUAUGUCAAUAUGUUUAAAUAUAGGUAAUCUAUGUAUAGAUAUGUAGGUAAUAUAUGGAAGCCAGUAUUAACAUCUCUAACUGGUUAUUGAUUAUUAAUUAUUGUGUUUAACUCUGCUUUUGUAAGUGUGUUAACUCGAUAAAACCUCAGUGGCAAAAGUACCUAUUUUUCUAAAAUUGCAUCAUGUCAAAAUCUCUUCGCAACAGGACUAUUUUCCCUGGGGAGUUUUCUGCUCCAUUUGGCUUAGCUUAUUGUACCUUUCUAUAGUGAGAGGAGCUGUGCCUAAGUAAAUGUCACCGGCAGAGGGAAGCCUCAAAGUCAAAUUCGACUUCCCUUCUGAGGAUUUUCAAAAAACAUUUCAUUCAAGCAGGAAUUGGUUAAAAUGUGCAUAUUUUCCCCCCAGAAUGAAAGCCAGGCUCAUUUUGUUUGGAUAAUCAUUCAGAUUUGUUCAGUACUUUCAUACUGGUGGAGUUACUGUGAAGUAGUUUUCACCACUAUUUAGCUGGUUAAACAGUUGCAGCUCAAUUAUCUUGUUGAAUUAUCUUCAGCAGCAGUGAGACAGAUUCCCCAGGCAUUAGUCUCACUAAAUAGAGUUUUCGUUGAAAAUAGAGAAUUCAAAUAGAAUAUAUAAUAUUGAAUUUAAGAUUUGGGGGGUUUAAAAAAAAAAGAAGAAAACUUAACUUUAUAAAAUUAUUUAUUCUAUUUUAAGCCUUCUAUCAUAAUUUACCAUCCAAAUAUUUUGUUUUCCGUGGUCCAGCUUUAUUUACGGGCAUAUAAAAUGAAAUUGUGAGAUGUUUUACAAGCUUCUUUUUACCUUGAGUAGCUUUUGAUUUGUAUGUUUUUGUUUAUAUGGAUGAAGAGCAUGACUUCUGCUUCUGUGCAAUAGGUUCAAACGUGCAUUUAUUAGACCUAUGUUGAAAUGGCAAUGUAGCAUCUACUCACUGCUGAACUGAAAGGUAAUUAAUUGUAGGUGGGAUUUAAAAGUUUGUACAUCCAGCUACUUGGGUUUUUUUUUUUUUUCCCACAUUUUAUUUCUUUUCUAAUUGUAAGAAUGAUCUUUUGAGAUUAAAAUUGUGUGUAUGUGUGUGCGCGUGUGUGUGCUUGUGUGCAUGCGCACGCGCACGUGUGAAAGAACUACCUGUCAGCAAUAUUUAAAAAAUAAAUGAUUGGGCAAGAAACCUUAAUGUGAAGUGUGGACGCGUUCUACGAGACUGGGCCACCUGUCUGACAUUGCUUUGUGCCAUUGUUAUGUCUGGUAUCUGUGUACCAUCCAACCUGGGAAUAUUUGUCUUAUUGGUUGUGCAAUUGUACACAACGCUACAGCCUCUGGGGAUAUGGGACCAUGUAAAAUAUCAGACUGUAGGAUGAUGGUGCUAUUUUUUCCAGUAGGCAAUGAGUCUUUGAAAACUUACCUGGCUCUUGUCUUUAUAACAACAUGAUUAGUCUUUGGAAAUUCAUUGGAUUUUUUUCUAAUGGAAGAUAAAUAUAAUUGUAUUUUACAAUAAUUUGAAAUUUACCAUUGAACUAAAUGCUAUAAAGGAUCAAGCCAACCAGUUUAUACAUCAACAUAUAUGAAUAUUUGAUAAAUUUAUACUUAAAGUAUUUUAAAAGAAACUUAAUGCAGACAGCUAAACUGUAUAUUUUACAGAAAAAAAAAUUCCACAUUUCUGUAUUUCCUCAGGUAACCACAUAGUUCCACCACCUCACAGGUGUGACCUUAACAUAAUAUGUUUCUUUGAUUUAAAGGAAAUUGGGAGUCAAGAUUUACAAAUCUUCAUCCAAAUUAUGCUUAGAUCUUUAUAUUUAAUUUUUUUUUUCCUAUUCUAUUUAUUAAACAUGAAAUUUAGAGAGCAAGAACACUGAACUAUUUAGACAUAAGAUUGGCGUGGAGUUUUAGUGUGUUUUGGUAAAUUCUCAUCUCUGAAAAGAUUAAGGUUAAAAAAAAGUUGUGGGGAAUAACAUUUUAUUUGUGCUAUCAUUACAUUUAAUUCCUUCAAUAUAUAAGCUUACGUUUGAAGAAUGAGCUAAAAGUUGAAUUUAGCUUAAUAUGUAUGUAGAGCAUUGGUGUAAAUGAAUAUCCCAAUAAUUUAUUUGGGCAAAAAAAAAGAAAGGAGUUUCUCAGAUGAGACAGUUUUAGAGUUAGAAGACAAUAGACAUUGCAACCACUAAGCUUUUAACAUCAUUGUGUGGUGAAAGAAAGACCGGAAACAAUUGCAGUAUAGAGAAAUGAGACUACAGAUCUUUUUUGACUGUUUCAUUUGAAAGUUUACAUUUUUUAUGCUUUGUGUUGCUGUGUAAUUUUUGUACUCUUGGUGGCUAGUUUUUUUGUCUAAAAAUCUUUUUGGAAUAUUGCUUAAUGUUUUGAUUUUAUGAUAGUGAAGCUUGUAUUUCAGUGUUUUGCCAAUUAAUAUUAUAUGCUUGUAAUAAAAGCAAAAGAAAAAGCUCACUAAAUUUCUGUCAGGCUGGAACUUUAUUAUCCAAAAUUUGUAUUAUAAAAAUGAUUCCUAGUAUAAUACAGUGGUAAUAUGAAAAUGCUUUUUGCUACCAGUGUAAACUAUUCCCAGAGCCCUUGUCCUUUAGUUCACUCAGUAUUUAAUAUAUCUUCCACACCUCUGUGAUCACACAUCUCAGCCCGCUUGUCAGUCUUAAGUACCAUUGCUGCUCACUCUUACCAUUGACAUUUUAAAAUCUGAAACAUCAUUUCAGUUAGCCAAAUGUUUGUGCCAAAUGCUUGGCAGAAAUUAUACAUGAAGUGACAAAUAUUGUUCAUCUGUUACAUAGAGAAAAGAGUAGAAUUUGGAUGCUUUGGUCUUCGGUUUAUAUACACCACUGAAUAUAAAUUCUCAAAAACAGUAAUGGUAGCAUUUCUAAUUGCUCUUGUGAAUAUGCUGACCCAUUUUGUCACCUGCACUGAACAAAGGAGAAAAAAAUACUUAGACCAGAUCCUUAAUUUUCAAAGUUUAACAAAUAAUAAAACAACAUUAUUUGCUUUGGCAGAAAAUUGCAAAAUAAUAAAGUUAGUGGCAAGGGAGAAUAUCAUGGCUAGUUACGCCUUCCUUAUUCAAGGUUUAGGGCCAUUAACCAGGGUUAAAUGUAGACAGCCAUAUUUCAAGCCAAUUCCUUGAUGCUAUCAUUUGGCUGAUUUGGCAAAUUCUUUACUAGUUCUUAAAGUUAUCAAUAUUUAUAUCUGGAAUUCUGUGUAAAAGAAUUUUGAUCUAGGAUAUCACAGUAAACUACAAAGCAGAUGUUAUGCUGGGUGUGUUUCUUUGCAGUAUCUGCAUAUAGCAAUGUAAAUUUUCAAAAAUAUGUAUCACUUUUGCUGCUUUUCUUCAUUUUGGGAGAUUCAAAAGAACUUAUUUUCUGCUACUGAGUUGCUAUUGUAAAAUAAAAUGGUCACCGCUGUGGUCUUAAGCCUUUAGACAUUCUGUUCCCCUCCCUCAACACACAUACAUAGAUAACAUCUACUAAAUAUUAAUACUGAUUAUGUGUAAAGAGAGAAUGAAUCUGUUGUUAGACAUUUGCCUUUUAUUGCUCAAGGUGAUGAUGGAAACAGGGAUGGCCUUGAAAAGAUUUUUUUGUUUUGUUGUGAAGAGCAGAAAAGGACACAACUUAAAAGAUAGCAACAUUGUACAAUAUUGCAUUCUUCCAUUCCCCAUGUUUUUGUUUUGCAGUCAUUAAAUUAUUGUUCUCCUCUAUAGACCAAUGCAUUUUUGUAUGUAGGAAGCCUUUUGUUUGUCCGGCAUAAUUCUGUGUGUGUAUAAGAUAGUUAAUUGUACAUAUAAAAUAGAACUUGAUAUAAGAGUACAUAUUCACAGAAUACAACAUCUACCCAUGGUAAAAGCCUGGUAUUGGUGUCAAUUCUGAACCUGUAUAUGCUGACACUGUAAGGAGGGUCAUCUCUCUGACUUUCUGUCCCUGUCUCUGACUCUCUCACUCCAUAUUCUUACAGCUAAGAUUCAUGAUGGCAUUUGUUGCCAUCCAUUUUUGCUUGCUGAUUCUCGAGGGAAAUUAUUGAACUCUGUUAUAGUGUCCUUAACAUUGACGUUAAGGAGAGCAUCUGUCAUCAACAGCUCAGUUUACUAUUGGACCGUUGAUAUUGGGCUGUGACCAGAAUCAUCAGUAUAGAAAUGUACAAAUCUGAUUGGUAGACAUUAGCUACACCCUCCACACAAUACACAAAUAUACAUACGUUAUGCAUGUGUCAUGUAUUGAAGUAUAACUAUGCCAUACAAGUCACGUAACUUCUUUUUGUUGCUGGGAUGAUCAGCUUAAACCCUUUUGCCUAUGACCUACAAGCCAUUUCCUCAGCAAAAAAUAAAAUAAAAUGUACCUUUAAUAAUGCAUAUUGGUUGGCAGUUUUUUCCCAUGUCUAUAUGGCACGAAAUCUGCUCAGGUUUAUAUUAGAAAUGAUAUGCUUAUAUACCUCACUUCAGGAAGGGAUAAAGGAUUGUUGUGAUUGUGACCUUUGAAAUACCCAGUUCAGAAAAACAAAAACACACAAAAAAAAAUGUUUUAUGAGUUUCAUGUUUUGUAUUGCUUUGUGUGUAAUAUAUAAUGUGGCAAUUUAAUUGUUUCAGGCUUUAAUUUGGACAUAAAAUAAAUUCUUUGACCAUUACAUUUUAUUCCUAUGAUUUCUAUGCUGGUUACAAAAUGCAAAAAAGUCUGAAUUUGAUUUUGGUGUCAAAUCAUAAAAUCAUUGCUGCUAAAAAAAAAUGUGAAUGAACAGUAGUUUCUUUAGGAAAAAUUGCUUUGUCCACUUGAUAUUGAGGAGGAACUGAAGACUUAGGAAAAUUUUUAUUUAGACUUUAAUUGGGAAGAAAUCUUUUAAGGGGUCUUGGUCAGGUACAAAAUUUUAAUAACAAAUUGUUAUUAAGCAUCUUCUCUGUGUGAGACAGUAUGCUGAACACCAGGAGAUUUGACUUAAUGCCAAAAGCAUUUAUUAAGUGUUAGGCACUGGAGGAUAAUCAGGACAUUUUAUUAUUCAUCAAGGUAGAACUGUACUGCUCUGGUGAAUUUAUUUGGAAAUGGAUACAAAGGUGAAUGUAAAAGCCUAUUGCCACAAGAACCUUAUAGUCUAGUGAGGGUGGUGAGGGGUCCAUCAAAUGGGCUAUAAUUAUAAUACAAAUUAAAUCUUGAUAUUCUGAGGAGAGAAGCUAGGGUAUUUGUUUUAAAGGGGGAGAGAACAGUUCCAUUUGGGGCAAGAUCUCUAUAAAGAGAUGGAGAAGAGUACAGGUAGAGAUGGGGCAAAGAUGGGGGAUAGCAAGAAUAAAAAUGAGGUAGCAACAAAUUUAGGGUAGAAAGUAUAAAAAUUGCAGGGCAUUGAAUGUCAGGCUAAGGAAAUUAGUCUAUCAUCUAGGUAGUUGGGAAAGUGUCUUUAUAGCUUUUCAGAAGAAAGAUUACUUUGGCAAUGGAGUGUAAUGAGGUUCUGAAAAUUAAGUAAAUUGCUCGCUGCAUCAUUGCCAAAUUAUAGGAACUAGGGAAUGGUAUGAUAGUCAUACUGCUAAUGUUUUAGCUUCCCAGAAAAAUGGAAUGUUUCAUACUCCAAAAGAUUUCAAAGAAAGAGCAUAUAGGGUAUCCCUUUGGACUUAAAGAAAAGGCUUUUUACAGAUUUCUAGACACAGUUGUUAUUGACAGGUAGUGCAACAGUAUUUGGAGAAGAGUCUUCAGUAUUUUAAGUGUCCCCUGUGUGUUUACUGCUGUACCAGUAGACAAAUAGAGAGUCUGGCAGAGAUACAGAAGUAAUUGCAUGUAAUAGGUGCUUAGUAGAUAUUUAUUUGAACUGAAAUACAUGAUGAUAACUGCUUGCAUUACUGUGUAGCACAUUGCAGUUUUCAGAGCACUUUCUCCUGAGUACCCCAGUGAAGUAGGUGAAGAGACCAAUUGGUAAUUGAUAUUGGCAAGUUUAAUUUAGUUCAAAUUUUCCUCCAUUAUAAAAAAAAAAUGCUAUUGGAUCUUCUUAGGUUUAUAGCAUUUUAAAAGAAAUUCUACUUUUCAUUUCAGAGAGUAUUAUAUCCAUCUAAUACAAUGAUUUUUCCAAGUUUAACCAAUUGAUUUCAGAAAAAAGUCAGAAUCUGUCACUGUGGUAGAGCAAUCAUUGCUCUUGGUGACACUUUGAAUACCCACAGAGAAUGGAUGGAAGUAAUUAACAGUCAUUGUCUAAUAUGUAGCAAAUAAAAAAAAAAAAAACAAUCGGGAAGGAGUAUACAAGUAGCUAAAGAGGAAUAAGGGAAAGCUUUAUGAAGAAAAAGUGAUACUUGAACUGCAUCUUAAAAGAAAAAGAAUUUCAUGGGGCCAAUGUAAGGAGGGAAUGCAUUGCAGACAUGGGGGAAGACCUGCUUAAAGACCUGGUGAUGGGAGAUGGAGAACUUUGUAGAAACAACAUUAUAUUUGAAUUUAGUGACAAUAUAGAGCCACUGGAAUUUAUUGAGUAGGAAGGAUGAUGUAAGCCUAGCACUUAAGGAAAGGUACCUUGCAGAUAUAGGGUGACCAUUGCAGUAGUCCAAGUAAGAGGUGGUGAGGGCCUGAAGUUGGUGGCUAUAUGAGUAGAAAUGAUGUAAGAGAUUUCACAGUAAUAGAAAUGGCAAGAUUUGGCAACCAAUUGACUAUAUGCAGGAGGGGAGAAACAGAAUUUUAAGGAGGCAUUUAGGAACUGAUGAAACUGACCGAAUAGUCAAGUUUUCAGCAGAAAUAGGGAAAUUUAAAGGGAGAAAUAUAGGAAAACACCAUUUUGGACUUGUUUGAAAUAUCCUCAGGGCGUCUAGUUUAAAAUAUCUAAUGCGCACUUUGUCAAGAUUGAAGUUCAUGACAGACACUGAGGCUAGUUGUAAUAAAUUUAUAUGUUGUCUGCAUGAGUGGUUAUAAAUCCAUGGGAGCUGCUGAAGUCAUCAAAAGGGUAGAGAGAGAAGAUGGCCCAAGACAAGACACAUUAUAUAGAUCUCAUUUGAGUGUCUCUUCUAGUAUCUCCUGGUAUCUUCACACUCUAGACUCUGAAAUCUGUCAGCAAUUUCAGAGUUGAAUAGCUUCAAUAAUCAAGUAGUUUUGUUGUUUGUCUCAGUUUAGGACAGUUGGUCAUCUUGGCAUUCAUUGUUUUGGAAGUAUCAGUGGCUAAUAUAAACAUUUUUAAAAAUAUGCUGAAGCAUGUAUCUAGAAGGCAGUAUGAUAAAACUCCAGACUGAGUUUCUAACCCAUUAGCUAUCUAGUAAGCAAAUCAGGUUAUAUUUGGGGACUUCACUUUCUUUCUAUGUUAAGUAAGAUUUCAUCUAGAUCAUUUCAAACUCCUUUUUAGCUCAAAAAUUAUAUAAUUCUGUGUAGUACUUAGUGCUUGAAUAUAGAUUCUCUUGUUUUUGUUUUUUUUCCCCAAUUCAAGUACUGAAGUAUUAUAUAUAUUCAAGGCACCACUAUUCUAGACUCUGUGGACACAGUAAUAGUCCCUUGCUUUAGAGAUCUUACAUUCUAAUAUAGGUGCUUUUCUAAGAACCUGGAAUGAAACCCAGUAUAGGCCCUAUGAAAAUUGCUGGGUUCCUAAAUCUAGCUGAUGUUACAGCUGAGCUGAUAACAUGGAGAUCUUUUUUUGUUUGUUUUUUGAGGGGAGAAGGAAAGGGUGAUAGAAAAAUUAGGAGCGGUCAGCAUCAGACCAGGGUAAACCAAAACCAUGUACAUUGCAGGGAAGAAUCAGAAAAAGAGUAAGGCGAGUAUGUAAGGGAUGGAAUUGUCUUGUGCCCUUGCUUAAGGCUAGAGAUUACUCUAAUGUUUGUGCACACCCCAGUGAUGGAGGAUAAAAAGUGACAUAGCAAAUGGCCACUAAAUAAGUGGAACUUGUCUUUGCUGUAUCCUGUGCUUAACACUGUGCCUGGUUCAUAGGAGGCACUUUUUGAUAUACUCCAAACCCUUAGCAUGUGUGAAGAAACAUUGACAGGGACACCGAGUUGAAAUGGUUAACUCCAUUUGACUGACCACUGGCAUUUCUCCUCUAGUCUGGACUUGGAUUUAGGCCAUCACUCUGUAUUGCUUCUCAAGGCUCUGCUUAUGAGUACUGUCAUAGUUCCCCAGUUUUCCAGUAACCUUCUAUGAAAAACCUCAAGUUUUCCAUUAUAAGAAACUCAGAGUUUUGCAAAAUGUAUUACAUAUAUGAUCUCAUUGGAUCUUCCCAACGAUCCCAUGAGGUAGAUAAUACAGGUGCUGUCAUCUGCAUUUACAGAUGAGGAAACAGAUGGGAAGGGGGGGGAAGGAAGGGAGGCAGGCAGGCAAGCAGAUGUCAGGAAAUGAGAAUUAACUUCUGGUAGGAGGCAAGUCUUGAAGGAAGCUAGAGAUUCUGUGAAGGUGUUGGUGUGGAAGGAAUGCCUUCCAGGCAAGGAGGACUGCCUGUGCAAAGAGAGGAAGGCUCCAGUGUCUUAUGGGGAGAGCAUCUAGCAAAAAGUUUGACUUGCAUGAAUUUCCCAGGACAGGAGCUAUGGAGUUACUUCCCAUGAUCCUUUAGGUUGUAAAAGUCUCUGAUUUGGAAUGAUAACCCAUCCUCCUAAUCAUGUAGCAGCUCUUUGUUUUGUGAGCUUUAGGGUAUACAAAAUAUUUUCCACAUUUUAUAGUUAGCCACCAGAUAGGUCAUCAUAUAAGGUCCUACUGACAAUAUCCAAUAACAGAUGAUUUUUUUAAAGGGGAACUCCUGUCAACAAGGAGCCAUGGUCAAAAGGAAUAUGCAUACUUACAAAAUUGGUCUCACAGGGAGGAAAGCUUUUCUUUGUCUUUCCUCAUCGUUGAUUUUCCAAAUAUCUAUCUACUCCAUAAAAUGCUUAUUCAUGUUUCCUAUAGCUGUUUAAAAAUUUAAAAAAUAGCUAACAUUUGGAAAUGUGGGCUUAUUUAGAAAGAACUUCAAUUUAUUUUCAAAAAUUGCAUUUUAGGCCUAUUUGCGUGUGUCUUUAUUUGUUUUUCUACCUUACACGUAGGGAUUCAGAGAGCAUAUGACAAAUAUAUUGAGGUCACAAGCUACCCUGCUAUGGCACAAACCUAUAUCCUAUGACUUCCAACUGCUAGAAGCAGAAGAGGGUGGAGAGGGUUCAAAAAGGAUGCAUUUACCAUUGAUAUAAUUACAAGGCAUUAUUGCCAUUCCUCCCUUUUCCCCCCUCAAGGUUAUUUGAUUUAUUUAUUCUGUGCCUAAAAUUUCAGGUAGCUUAUAGUUCACCUUGGUGCAUAAGAACUUUUAUCCCAGGAUACACAAAAUGAUGCAAAAAAAAAAAAAAAA